Messenger RNA from Aspergillus bombycis, 2478 nucleotides. RefSeq lists its product as uncharacterized. The record is from RefSeq and is a predicted model, not a curated record. The transcript has a single exon. Bases 1 to 2478 code for a protein of 825 amino acids. Lineage: Eukaryota; Fungi; Ascomycota; Eurotiomycetes; Eurotiales; Aspergillaceae.
AUGCCAGCCCCUGAACCGAACGUCAAGUUUGUGCUUCUCGGAAACGAUGCAAAGGACAUUGUUGGGUAUACAGAGACCACUGCCGGUACAGGAGAGGUUGGCCGUGCGGAAUUUGCAGGCGGGGUCCAUUUGCUGAAGUACUUCAUCCAAGACUUGAUGAAACUGGAGCCCACACAACCCGAGCCUUUCGCAGGCGAGCCACAUUCCUACAUCGAGCUGUUCAAGGGCAAAAGGAAAGGCCACGAGGCAGAGACGUUUCGCGUUCGUCGCCAACUUCAUGUGCCUCAGAAUCCACCGGGUCGCAAGCAGAUGGUGGUUAACGAGGGUGGUAAGAAACCUGAAUUCUCGGUGGUGAGCCUCGAAGCCCGAGUCUCUGCAGAACGGGUUUCUGCAACUCGUGCCGAAUUGGAGACAUAUAUCAAAAAAUGCCCGGGUGUAUUGAUUUGGAAAUCGGGUUACAAGACAGUAUUGGAUCAGAAAACGGCCCUGUUAGAGAGAGAACACAGAGCAGUGAUUAUCCUUGAUGCCGACGAUCUCCGGAGAAACGGAGCCCGCAUUAGUCGCCAUCUAUCCUGGUCUAAGACCGCGGAGGAUUUUGCCUCUUAUACGGCAACUGAGUGUUUCUUCACUGAGUUGGUCAGUAAGAAAAACCCGUCCCUUCAUCUCAUUGUCCGUUUUGGUUGCGACGGUGCCAUCGAUUACAAAUACGACGAGACCACAGAAGAGGCCGCCCUCAACCUCUAUUGCAUCAACCCAGAGUUUGCAGAAGGAGACUAUGUGGCCGCUCAUUCCGGGCCAAUGAUUGGGGCAGCAACUGCCUUUACCGCAGGACUCGCGGUUCAACUGGCCACGGACUCUACUCUGAGUAGGGACUUGGAGCUCAGCAUGGGGGAUGCGAUCAAAAAUGGGCUAAAAAAGGCAUGCCAGUUGGUCUCGGCCGGAUUUAUUCCAAUCAGCUCAGGUGGCAUCCUGUCCUUUAGUUACCCGAAGAUCUCUGGGGAUGAUAUCCCGAGCCAAUUUAAACCGUUGAAGCCGUUGCUGGUUCCUAGUUCGGCAUCCGCCGACUCGAGCUUUCUGACCAGCCAAUGUCCGGAUGAGGAAACGCUCUUUAAGCUGGCAAGGACGAUUACCGAGUCGGGCACAGAAAAGGGACUGACUGAAGUCCCCGUGGCGAGGUACGGUAAAUUGUGUACAGCAGACCGCCAGGAGAUGGAGAGCUUUCGGGCCAUUUCCAACCUAGUUGAGGAGUACAUGAACGGAACACCAAGCAAGCCUCUCUCAAUUGGAGCCUUUGGUCGACCUGGAUCAGGAAAGUCAUUUGGAGUGAAGGAGGUGAUUGCCGAAGUGGCCAAGCGCCAGGGGAAGGAAGUCGAGGAGCUGGAGUUCAACCUGUCUCAGUUUCUGGAAUACGACGAUCUGUUAGCUGCAUUCCAUACUGUGCGCGACCAGAGCUUUUCCAAAAAGAUGCCGCUGGUCUUGUUCGACGAGUUUGACAGUUUCUUCCAGGGCAAGCCCCUUGGCUGGUUGCAAUACUUCCUUGCCCCGAUGCAGGACGGCAAGUUCCUGGAACGGGGCAUGCAUCGACCUCUGGGGCCCGCCAUUUUUGUUUUCAUCGGAGGCACCUCUCCGACCUUUGAAAACUUUCGCGAGACUCUUCACACCCCCGAGGCUGUGGCUGCAAAGAAGCCCGACUUCGUAAGUCGCCUGCGCGGCUUUGUCAAUAUCUGGGGACCCGACAAAAUCGAUGAACAUGAUAAAACCUAUCCCGUCAGGCGAGCAAUCAUUUUGAAUUUCCAACUCAGCCGUCUUCUAUCGCGGAAUGAUGAAAAGCUCAACGUCAACGAGAAUGUUCUGCGAGCACUGCUGCGUGUUUCUAGCUUUCGCCACGGCAACCGAUCACUGGAAAGUAUCCUGCAUAUGAGCCGCAUUGCGAAUCGUGACCAGUUCGAACUGGCUGCUCUACCCUUGGACCACCAGUUGGAUCUCCAUGUGGACGCCACGGAGUUUGGAGAGUGGCUGUUGAACUGUUGGGCAGAAAACGAACAUGUCAGAAAGACGAUUGCCCAGGUCCUUAAGAAGGAGUAUGUCAGUCUUUCCCACAGAAACGGAUGCCUUGGGGAUAGUUACAGCCGAUUUCCGUCCCUGUCAUGGCAACAAGAUGGUGAAAGCUUGAGACUGUACGAGCUGGAAGCAGAGGAAUUAGCCCAGCUGGUGGCAAAGGAAAUUCUGCUGAUCGAGAACGACGGCAGGGCCAAGAAAUUGAAGAAGGCUCAAGAUGAGAUAUUACCAGAGGCGGAGUACACAGUUAGGUCUGGACGUAUAGCUGAGGCUAUCCAUGCCCGACUGCAGUUGAUCAGGGCAAAGCGAGUCCCCCCAGCAGUACCCAUACCGCCCUGGUCACAGGUUAAGAAAGACAGUAUAUAUUACGACCUGGCCAAGAGUACUCUGUCGAUUCUCAGAGUUAAACGAUCAACCUGA